AUGGGGAAUCACAAGUUCAAACUUUCAGAUAUGAUCCCAAGUGCAUGGUUUCACAAGCUUAAAGACAUGACUAAACAGUCUAAACCCAAAAACAAACCUUCUUCUCAUUCUUCCUCAAACACUUGUAACAAGAAAAAACUCUCCUCAGAUUCUCUUCCUCAUCACUUCUCCAAUAGCUUAGUAGCUAACAGUCCUCACCGUAACUCACCAAGAAACUCUAUUCACACAAAGAGGAUGAGUAAAAGAAGGACACUUUACAAGCCAUCUCUUAAACCAAACACUCCUCCUUUUGCAUCUACAGGUUUUAACAAGAGCAAGAUCAAUGUUCAAGAUUCUUCUCACUACGCGUUUCCAGCUCUUGAAAGGUCCCCUGAGUAUUUUGUGUAUAGUUUCUACAAAGAGGAGGAUGAUGAGUUCGUUGGUCAUUCCAACCUUAAGAUCAACACAAACAACAAAGCUUUCACCAAGUACAAGGUAAAAGAGUCUGAUUCUGUAGAGAAAGCUUGCCAUGCAAGUAAACGAAUCAAAAAACCAAUAAAAAGCCACCUUUCUGUGAGGAUUAAUAAAGAGAAAGAAGAAGAAGAUGAUAUUGCAGAGAAGAAACAGCAAAAGCAAGUUUCUAGUGGAAGAAAAUCAUCUGCAGGGAUAAACCUCAAAAGAGUAAAUUCACCUAGAAUUCAACUCUCAGGUACGCGUAGAAGCACGUCAAGAUCAGAGAGCAAACAAGCUGUUCUUGAGAGUUUUGCAGUGAUGAAACGUUCAGUUGAUCCAAAGAAAGACUUCAGAGACUCAAUGAUGGAGAUGAUAGAAGAGAACAACAUCAGAGCUUCAAAAGACUUGGAGGAUCUUCUUGCUUGUUAUCUUUCCUUGAAUCCAAAGGAGUAUCAUGAUCUUAUCAUCCAUGUUUUUGAGCAAAUCUGGCGGCAGCUUACAAAAACCAAGUAAAAAGCCGUUUUAUUGUAACGGUAAUUACAUCCAGUAACAUUAGUAGUACAAUCAUUCUGUCUUGUGAAGUUGUAGUUGUUGAUGUUCAUAAGAGUUUAGAUGUAACUGUGGAGAUUCUCUUUGAAGCAUAGUUUUAUGUUUUUUUAUUUCUCUUUUAAUCAAUGG
This is a messenger RNA of Eruca vesicaria subsp. sativa (arugula), 1110 nucleotides long. The record is from the annotation of a GenBank genome assembly. Lineage: Eukaryota; Viridiplantae; Streptophyta; Magnoliopsida; Brassicales; Brassicaceae.